Messenger RNA from Acaulospora colombiana, 588 nucleotides. The record is from the annotation of a GenBank genome assembly. Lineage: Eukaryota; Fungi; Glomeromycota; Glomeromycetes; Diversisporales; Acaulosporaceae.
AUGAAGUAUCGUGACGAAAUACGACCACGUUUAGGAUUACUUCGUGGACGCGAAUUCAUCAUGAAAGAUUUAUACACAUUUGAUAAGACCGAAGAAUUGGCAUUAAAAACUUAUGAUGAAAACGAAAUUAAUGAAUCAUUAAAAUUACAGGCCAAUGCCGACACUGGAAAUAUCGGUGGGACAAAAUCUCACGAAUUCCAUUACUUAUCCGCCGUUGGAGAAGAUUUGAUAUUAUACUGUACGCGGUGCGGAUAUUCUUCCAACGAAGAGCGGGCAACUGGUAUUCUCCCUACACCGUCAACUUUCUCUGACAUAAACCCAACAAUGAAAAUUGGCAUCACUAAUGACAAAAGACGUUUUGUAAUAAUAUUGGGAAGCGGACGUGAACUAAAUGCAUUUAAGCUAAAGGAGGACCUACCUGGAGACUCUAUAGAAUUAUUGAAUCUCGGGGAUCACGAAAAUGUUAAGGAGUAUCUUCGUGCUAAUCUAACUUCUACAUUGAACAUCCUUGUGGAUAAAACAUUUUCCGCGGAUAUCCUUAGUUUGGAUUCGCUUUUGAGAAACGAGGUAGUUAACGAAGUCAGUUGA